ACUUGUUUUCAUUUAAGACAUUCGGACUUCUAAACCACCUGUUGUCAAAUGUAUCUGUCAAAGUCAGCAGGCCAACUAUCUGCUGAGUGUGUGGAGAAGAAAUGUCUUAUGAAGACAGUAUCGUACAUUUACUCACAUAUUUAAGAACCGAUUUUAGGAGUCCGAGGUCUGGUACCUACAGAACCUCAGAACCUGAACAUGGUCCUCAGAAAAAAAGUGCUCUCAUCACCGAGCUUAAGAAGAUACUUAAACCCAUCUGGCAUCUCAUUUUGAUCGGAAUUCUGAGCGGGAUCCUCGGCAUGAUGGUAUUAAUUGUCAUCGUCGAGUGGAACACCAAGCAAAAUGUGUUGACAAGUCUAGAGCAGGUCAAAGAGGAGAUGAAGAACAAAACCGAGAAGCUGCUGGAGGAGAAAAGCAGGAUUUCAGAGCAGCUGAACGUAACCAACACAAACUACUCCAUUCUGAUGGCGGAGUAUGAACGGCUGGUGCUGGAAAAUCCGUGCAAUUAUAGCCAGCUGGAGGAGAAAAUCAUCAAUCUCAAAGGGGUCGUGAGCAAAGCUUUAAAAGCUUCAGAACAGGUUGAGGGGAAAGUCAAGCAGCUGACGGCCCAACUAAAUUCUACCCAGAAAAAUGACCAGCAAACGGAGAAGGAGAUCAAGAAACAGCGUUCGAUCCUAUCCAUCAAGCAACUCGACUACAUCUGGGAACGUUGUAACCGGACCACGCUGAAGUGCAUCCGCUGCCUCCCGGGGUGGACGGAGCAUGCUUCCCGGUGCUUCCUCAUGUCCAACGUGGACCAGAAAUGGUCUGAUGCUCGCGUCGAGUGCCUCAACUACAAGGGCGACCUCGCUGUUGUCCGGAACGCCGCAGACCAGGCGUUCCUGACGAACAUGACAUUCCAGUUUGUAAAGGCAAAUCCCAACAUGACCUUCUACUCGGCAUGGAUCGGGCUGCAGGACAUGGUUGCGGAAGGACAAUACCUCUGGGUCAAUGGAGAUAGAAUCAAAUGGAAUGUCAAAUACUGGAGACCUGGCGAGCCCAACAACGCUAUAGCUUCCUGGGACCAUAACCCAUCCGGUGAGGACUGCGUGUCCAUUGUACCACCAGCUGAGGUGGGAACUAAGGACUGGCUGAACAGCUGGGAUGACAUUAGUUGUGCUGGGAACCGUCACUACAUCUGUGAGACUGAUGGCCUGAUUUUGACCUAGGAUGGAAGGAGUCCUGUUUUAAUCUGGCCACAAGACACAUGUGGGAGGAAAUAGUCGGAUGAGAGAGACUGAAAUGUAACUUUCAUGUUAAAAACCACAAAACACUGAACUCUGAGUGAAAGAUCAGAGUUCAUCCCAUCCCACCCCAUGUUGUGGUGAUGGGAUGGGGUAAUGAGAUGGUAGAUGGAGAUACGAAAAUCUGAAACUACAGAAGAAGCAAAAGAAUAAAAAAUAAUUUUAAUGAUUGUUAAUUGGGUUAUACAUUGGGACCUGUAUGGUUCACACAGUAUGCAGAUGACUGUUCGAUUUAUUACUCAACAUUUUUUUUUACUCCCCUUAAUUAAAAAUGCAGAAAUGGU
Gambusia affinis (western mosquitofish) is the source of this 1567-nucleotide messenger RNA. Its product is annotated as low affinity immunoglobulin epsilon Fc receptor-like. The transcript is spliced from 2 exons. NCBI's taxonomy places the organism in Eukaryota, Metazoa, Chordata, Actinopteri, Cyprinodontiformes, Poeciliidae. The record is from RefSeq and is a predicted model, not a curated record. Bases 102 to 1208 code for a protein of 368 amino acids.